This is a messenger RNA of Phytophthora infestans T30-4, 1077 nucleotides long. Its product is annotated as Drug/Metabolite Transporter (DMT) Superfamily. The record is from RefSeq and is a predicted model, not a curated record. Bases 1 to 1077 code for a protein of 358 amino acids. NCBI's taxonomy places the organism in Eukaryota, Oomycota, Peronosporomycetes, Peronosporales, Peronosporaceae. The transcript is spliced from 6 exons. Gene Ontology annotation, molecular function: antiporter activity. Gene Ontology annotation, cellular component: Golgi apparatus.
AUGCUACAGACACGCAUGAAGGCCCCGUACCCUAUGUACGAUCUGGAGGGCGGCAUGGGCGUACCCGCCAAGGAGUAUAAGCCCUCCAAGGGCCACGCCAUCAGUCGUCUCAGAGACAAUAAGUCGCUGCGGAUCGGCGUGAGUCUGUGUGUAUGGUACUUCUUCUCCGCGUCCGCCACCUUCACCAAUAAGGUGCUGAUCAAGGAGCACCACGUGUCGGCCGAGAUGCUCACGAUGUGUCAUCUCUUCAUCAGCAUUAUCUUUGACUUUGUGGUGCUGACGUUCCCGAGCUCGCCGACGAAUUCUGGGGCCUGGCGCAUGCAGCGAGCUCGUAUGCGCAGUAUCAUGUGGAUCAUACCUCUCAGCCUCUUCUCGGUCCUUGCCAAGAUGCUCACGUACUGGAGCUACAACGCUGUGCCCGUGUCCAUCACGCAGACAUGUAAGGCAUCGCAGCCCCUCUUCAACGUGGUGCUGGCCUACUUAGCCUACCGCUCGCGGUUCUCCGUCGCCACGUACUCGAGUCUUGUUCCCAUCGUCUUCGGCGUCGUAUUAGCAUCCGUAUCCGAAAUGGGCAUGAACGAUCUGGCAUUCUCAGGUGUAGUAUUUGCCGUGACAUCAGCGUUGUUGGGUGUCAUGCAGAGCAUGUAUGCCAAGUUCUUAUUACGCCGCCGGAUCGUUGUUGAUACGGUCAAUCUUCACUUUUACAGCGCCUUUGUGUCUUUUGCCAUCAACGCGCCUUUCGUGCUGAUGGCCGCUCGAGCUCACCAGGACAACUUUGUGGCCAGUUUUCCGUUCGGCAAAGUCUUGAUGUGCAGUAUGAUGCACUUCGUGGGUAGUUUCUGCUCGUCGUGGGUGCUGGGAGAAGUCUCGGAGCUCACGUUCUCCAUUAUGAGUACGAUGAAGCGCGUGGUCAUCAUUCUCAGCGCCGUCUUGUACUUUGGCAAUCCAGUCACCUUCCAGUCGAUUCUGGGCAUGGCCCUUGCGAUCGGUGGAGUGGCUGCGUAUCAGCUACUCAAGAUCUCCGAAAAGCAGUCCAAAAUGCUACCAUUGCCACUUACAGUAAAAACGGCCGAUUAA